GGUGAAGGGACAGCUAUGGCUGUGAGCUUCAUGUCUAGAGUGGAGGAGCUGCUGGCCUCAAGCAGCCAGGUUGUUUGGAGCUUGGCGGAGCAGACCCUCAGAAGGUGGUCCUCUCAGGGGCUCAUGCCAGCCCGCCGCUUCCUACAGACAUGGUGGCAGCUCGGGGACUUCUAUCGGAUGACGGAGGGCCGGCUAUGCCAGGUGCACCUCCUGGACGAUAGGAAGCUGGAGCUGCUGGUCCAGCCAAAGCUCUUGUCCCGGGAUCUGUUAGAUUUGGUGUCCUCACACUUUAACCUGAAGGAGAAGGAGUAUUUUGGACUAUUCUUCAUCGAUGACACUGGUCAGAGUAACUGGCUCCAGCUGGAUCGCAGGGUUCUGGAUCAUGACUUCACUAAAAAGACUGGUCCAAUGGAGCUCAAAUUCCUUGUCAGGUUUUAUAUUGAGAAGAUAACAUUCUUGAAAGAGAAUACAACAGUAGAGCUGUUUUUCCUAAAUGCCAAAUCGUCAGUCUUUAAUGAGAUCAUCGAAGUGGAGAGUGAAAACGUUUUCAAAUUAGCUGCUUACGCCUUGCAGGAGGCCAAAGGAGACUACACAAAUGUUGAAAGCUCCAGAUCGGACCUGAAUACGCUACCAGUUCUACCUACCAGAGUCCUGAGAGAGCACCCCUCCCUGGCUUACUGUGAAGACCGAGUGAUCGAGUGCCACGAGAACCUGAAGGGCCUCAGCAGAGGGCAAGCCAUUGUGCAGUAUUUGGCCUUAGUUGAGUCCCUCCCUACAUAUGGAGUCCAUUAUUAUCCAGUAAAGGACAAGCAGGGCCUACCGUGGUGGCUGGGAGUCAGCUAUAAAGGCAUCGGACAGUACGAUUUACAGGACAAGUUGAAACCUCGGAAGUUGUUUCAGUGGAAGCAGCUCGAUAAUUUGUAUUUCCGUGAGAAGAAAUUUGCAGUGGAGGUGAACGACCCUCACAGAAGGACAGUGUCCAGGCGUACAUUCGGGCAGACCGGAUCGGUCAUCCACUCGUGGUAUGCCAGCCACUCUCUGAUUAAGACCAUCUGGGUCAUGGCCAUCAGUCAGCACCAGUUCUAUUUGGACAGGAAGCAGAGCAAAUCCAAAGUUGCCACAGCCAGAAGUUUGAAUGACAUCACCAUGGACCUGACCGAGAUCAGAGCGCCCAGGAUCAGUAAGCUGUCCAGCUUAGAGAGUAAAGACCAGCUCAUCAUGGCCAGCAACGGAUCCCUCAUCUCAGCAGGAUCAGCAGACUCUGAGGUGAGCGAGGAACAGAAGAAGGAAAAGAUUGCUGACCUGAAGAAGAAACGGAAGGAUCUGCAGGAUACUCUAACUCAGAAACUGGAGGAGCUCAAGAAGAUAUGCCUGCGUGAAGCUGAGCUGACAGGCAGUCUGCCUAAAGAGUACCCUCUAGCCUCGGGUGAGAAGCCCCCCGUGGUCCGUCGGCGCAUGGGGACAGCCUUCAAACUGGACGACCUCUUCCCCUAUGACGCGGAUCCCCACCUGAGGAACCUGGAGAGCAGGUUUGCCCUGCAGCAGAAGAUCGUGGAGGCGGCGAAGAAACUGGCCAACGAGGCUGAGCUCUGUAAGACAGUGAAGAAGAAGAGGAGGAGGAACUACCUGGACGCCAUGAGGAAGCUGCAUGAGAUUGAGGAGGAGAUCAACGAAUACAGGGUCAAGACGGGCAAGAAGCCCACCCAGAGAGCAUCAAUAAUCAUAGCAGAUGAUGUGAACCCCGCCGAACUCAGCUCCCUGUCCGAUAGCCUUACUCUGGACGAUGAUGAGGAUCUGGGAGACCAGAGGCAACGGUCCCGCUCGGUGCAGUACUCUCCCCGGCCCCACCACUCAGACACCCUCAGUCUCCACUACCAGUCUGAUCGACGGGCCUCAGCUCACAACCAGCUCCAGGACCUCGGCACCAACAGCAGAUUAAAUGAUGGCGAAGUCCGGGAACCGUUCCACUACAAUCACGCGGACGCCUUAUCGAGCCACAUCAGCCCUUACAAGCCUGCCUCCAGACAGCCGCGUGACGCACGCAGCAUGCCUCCUACUCCACUCCUCACCCGCAACGCCUACAGCAGUACCCAGAUCAGGUCGGAGGACGGCCCUCAGCAUUUCCGCCAGCGGAGUGGCAGUCUGGAGUCCCAGUCUCAGUUCCUGGUUGARACUGCGCCUCCGGCACCCGCGUCCGUCUUGGCUCGCCGCAGCAACAGCACGGAGUUCCUGGACGACGGCUCAUCCUACACCAGCCAGUCCAGCGUGGAGUACACGGCGCCCGGGAACCAUACCCACCGCCCUAGGGACCGACGGCGGGGCAGGAAGGGCAACGUCUAUGCCAACUCGGGCAGCAUGCCCAACCUGGCACAGACUGACGCCCGCUACAACACAUACCAGCCCCCCCGGGCACCGCGACCCACCACCACGGCCUACUACGUGACGGGCUACCCAGAGCCAGAGCYCUACUCUAACGGCGUCUACAUGUACCACAACGAGUUGGAGGGUCACUACAACGUCCACCCCUCCUACAACGCAGCGCCGGCCUACCACGGACAUGAUGCGUACAGCAGUCGCUAUGGUGAUGACGAGACGGACAGUAUGGCCCAGAACCCCUACGCCACGCUGAGGCCGCCCAGGAACCGCCACGCUCCGCCCAGAAUGGAACACGUGACCAGGAACAUCCAGAAGGCGCUGGUGGAGGAGCACCUGAGAGGCUGGUAUCACCGCAACGCAAGCCACAAGCAGCCACAGGCCUAUGACUACAAUCAGAGGGGUUCCCAUCAGAGCCUGGGCUACCAGACCAUGCCAGCUCCCUACUGCAGGACCAUGUCCUACUCCUCAGUCUCGUCUCAUCAGUCCUCUACAGCAGGAGGCCGGCCCGGUCACCUGGGUGGCGGUAUGGUAGAGUACGACGCGCCCCUGCCCGUGCAGCAGAAUUACCCCUCCUAUGGCACAGCACAUUACGGCACAGCUCACCACCCCGCCUACAGCAGAUCCUAUGUAGAUGUGAACCAAACCGAUCCAUUCAUCAGCAAUCCGUAUAUCGGCAGCCAAACAAACUGCAGCUUGGAUCCAGACGACCCGCGACUUUACUGGCACGAGGGCUCCUCCAAACCUGGAACUAUAGUCUAGCGGUAAGACCCAUCAUGAACUGUGUCAACUUCCACUUUGUGACACUUUCAUGUGCCUUGGACUGCACUUAGCUGUUUUUCUGGAUGGAAGAAGGGACCCAAAGAAUCAAAUAACAACACUAUGGAAUUCACACAGGGAAUGACCUAAAGUCGAUGUACAGCUGAUUUGAGUUCUCCUACACGGAAUUGCUAAAGUGGGUCUACCUGCAUACAGUCAUAGUCUCUGAAAGCAGAAUUACAACACGGUCACCUGAUCUGAAUUUUCUGGAUUGCUAGUGUUGGCACUUGUUGCGCACUGAGUUGCACUUGGUGUUGUGGCUGGUUGGAUUAGUCUGAGGGGCUGGGAUGACAGUAGGAGGAUGGAGGACAAUGAACAUGACUUGUCCUGCGUGACCAAUAUAUGGGGAAGCUGUAUGCUCACCAUUACAAUGAAGGAUCUUUCAAACAAUGACAUGUUGAAAUUAAGGAUGGAAAUUGGAUUUUGAGUGUAAGGAUGCCUACCAAUGGUGACCUGUUGAAACAUUCUCCAGUCUCUACCAGUUUCCAGAGCCCAUUCUAUGGUAGCGUUGUUUGUAGCUAUGUACAGCCCUUUGCUAUUCUUUGUUGGUCAGUCUUUUUGCACCAGCCAUUUACAAGUAUUUGGACCUCUCUCAUUCUCAGCAAUUUUAUCAUCUUUACUUCCAAACGCUUCAGUCUAACCAUUAAAGACUCAACCGUGUCGGCUUUUAUACCUUCAAAGACCAUGUUAACACUUUAUCAAUGACUGUGAUGUUAAUCCUAAGUCUAUUACAGGGCUUAAUUUUGUCGAUACAAGAUUUUUUUUAUGCUUACUGCAUCCCAUGCUGGAAUGGACUGGUGCUCUCCAUUCCUCUCAAGAAGGAAUUUGUAUGUACCUGUUGAUAAUGUAAAUAGAUUGUAUGGUUCUGUCUGUUUUUAGAGCUUUUUUUUUGUAUUUUAAGAAGCAUGUAAUAUAUAGUAAACAAUCAAAUAUUAAGCUGGUUCUUAGUUAUUUGUAUAAUUGAAAUGCAUUUGAAUUAAAACAUACAUUUUGAACUAUA
Messenger RNA from Salvelinus sp. IW2-2015, 4192 nucleotides. NCBI's taxonomy places the organism in Eukaryota, Metazoa, Chordata, Actinopteri, Salmoniformes, Salmonidae. The record is from RefSeq and is a predicted model, not a curated record.